AUGAUGUCAACUCAGCAAAAUCAAAGGAAAAUGGGUGUUUGUCGUCGACCUCUUUAUUUUGUGGUUUAAAAAACGUAAUUUUAAUGUAAAUAGUGUAUUUUCAGCGUAUAGAAAUAUUAAAAAUCUGUGCUUUGUUAUUCCGAGUAUGUUAUGCCGUAAAACAUAAAACUGAUAGGUUGUGAUGAAGUGAAGAAAAUUGAAUGUUGAUCUGGAGAAAAAAUACAGUGCUACUCUGAAAACAGAAAGAGAAAUCAAAUGCUAUCAGGAUGUAUUUUUCGAUUGGAUGGCCACGAGUGAUUAAUUGCUCGUACAAAAACAUACGCAAAAUAUCAUGCGAUCGGGUUAAAAUCCUUUUUACGAUUCUCACCGACGACACUUUGGCGAUUUGGUACACGAAGCCCUGUGUUCCAAUUGCGGCGAAGGUUCGUGAUCCCAAGUGUUUGGAAAAGCAUGGCCACAAUACAGCGGUGGAGUGGAAACCGGACUCCAGUAUGCUACUGGUGGUCACAACGACUGGAACCUUAUUUAUGUACACUUUAAUAGUGAGCGAUGCGCCAAAGGGAGUUUAUAAUCAAAACGAUUCGCCCUAUUCCAACCUUCGAAGAGACAGUGCCGAGCUGUUUCUAAAAGAAACGAUUCCUUCCUUGAGGCUUUCUUUGACUCAUCAGUUGUCGCUGUACGUUCCCAUCUCGUGCAUUUCUUGCAUCAACGUUUCGCAGAUAAUGGUUGCAACCAAAAACGGUCGCGUGAUUCGCCUGAAUUGGAACGGCAUAGAAGAGCGUGAUUAUGCUCUUGAUUUGAAACGAAUUCCAUUCAGCAUUAAUCAGCAAGUGAGCUACGCGGUCCCAAUACUGGAGAACAACACCUACAUUGAGUCUAUUGACUAUUCUCCUCUAUUGUGUGGGUUUGCCAUUACCUUGAACGAUGGACGAGCUGCAUUUUUAACUGCUGGAAAUACAAAAUUUGAUCCAAACCAAGUGCAAGGUAUUUGGUGCCAAAAUGUGGAUGAUGCAACUUGUGCCGUAAUCAAUCAUAAGUACAGGCUGAUUGCAUUCGGACGCCGCAACUCACAAGCCAACAUGUACGUAAUUGACGACCUAACGGGUGGACUUGAGUUGUCGCAUCGGUUGGUUUUAAGCGCGAAGGAUUUUCCCGGAUCACCCGGCCACGUAAGCGAACUCAAAUGGACUCCCGACGGAUGUGCUAUAAUGAUGGCCUGGAGUAAUGGCGGAAUAUCCUUGUGGAGCACCUUUGGGUCCUUGUUGAUGUGCUCGCUCGGUUGGGACUAUGGAUUACAUGUGGAUUUAUCGAAGAAUAAUCCCUUCAAUAUUAUUAGCAUGGACUGGUCUACUGAAGGUUAUCAACUGUUCAUGGUGCGUCAAUUAAAUGAACUUAUUCCAUCCGAAUUAGAAAAGUCUGCUUCGUCCACAUCACUGGUAUCGACGAGUCCGAACACUUCCGCCGGUAGCAGCAAAGAAAUCAGUGAAUCUGUUCACAAACCCACGUUGAAGCGAUCUAAUAGCUCUGGUACUAGGACAAUGCUCAUUCAGUUAGACUUUGUAAAAAGUAUCCUAACGAUUAAUCCUUGCAUGAGUUACAAUUCGUAUUUACUUUUGCAAGGAGACGAUAAGUUGUACAUAAAUCAUGGGGACGUUUUGCAGAAUAUCUACCAUAAUACGAAUGCAUAUUGCAAUGAUAGCAAUGGAAAAGCUUAUUCUAACAAUUUACCUUAUACUGGGUUGUCAAAAGAAGAUUUAGAUUAUAUGAGAAAUGUAGAUGGUACAGAUGUGGAAAAGUACGUGCAAGUCAAUAGUAUAUUGUCGGAAAGCAAACACUGGGUAGUACUAAAUCUUCCAACGGCAUAUACGGCGUCCAACUGGCCAGUUAGAUAUAGCGCAAUUGAUUUCCUUGGAACUAGUGUAGCAGUGGCCGGCCGAACUGGUGUGGCAUUGUAUUCCUUCAGCACUCGCAAGUGGAAAUUGUUUGGGAACGAAACUCAAGAGAAAGACUUCGUCGUUACCGGUGGACUUUUGUGGUGGAAUGAGUUUGUCAUAAUGGGAUGUUACUCGCUAAUCGGGCUUCACGAUGAACUUCGCAUCUACUCAAAGGAGAACAAAUUGGACAACAGAUUUGCCAGCAUAACGAAAAUGAAUGCUCCAGUCAUGUUGAUCAACUUAUUCAAAGAUCAAUUGAUCGUAUUUACUGCUGACGGGCAUGUCACAGUUUUCUCUUUGCUGGAAGAUGACCGACAUCAAGUGGAGCUGGAAAAGAUGCACAUUUACGACAUCAAGAAUGUGUGCAUUCAUCCUGCGUGUGUAAUUUCGGUUUUAAUGACAAACCUGAGGAACGAAGCCGGAGUGAAAAGCAGCUAUGACAACAGCCUAUCGGAAACUCUUAUCUUGAAUGUUUCCGGUCGCGUGCUGAUGGUACAAACGGAUUACAUAGGAAACGCCACGUCGCAGUUAGCAUCCACCUGCUUGGCUUCAUCGGUGGAAUGCAUUUGGGUGUCCGACUCGAACAAAACUCAUAUAAAAGAAUCUCUUUGGCUGUACUGUGGUGGCCACGGAAUGCGCGUCUGGUUGCCAGUGUUUCCGAGAAAUGGAGAGACCGGAAGCCGAAGUCAUAGACAUACUUUUAUGAGCAAACGGAUAAUGCUUUCGUUCACUCUGAAGAUCUAUCCACUAGUGAUUCUGUUUGAAGAUGCUAUGAUUCUGGGAGCAGAAAAUGAUACCGUACUGUACACCAGCGAUCCUUCUCUGUAUUUCUCGUUACCGUAUUGUGCUUUGAAGAGAACCAGCCAAGUGUAUUUACACCAAAUACUUCGUCAGCUGAUUCGUCGAAAUCUUGGCUAUAACGCAUGGGAAAUUGCUCGAUGUUGUACAAAUCUACCUUACUUUCCUCACUCUUUGGAGCUGCUGUUGCAUGAAGUACUUGAAGAGGAAGCCACUAGUAAAGAUCCCAUUCCGGAUGCUCUUUUGCCGAGUGUAUUAGAGUUCAUUCAAGAAUUUCCGGUCUAUCUGGAGACGGUAGUUCAAUGCGCUAGAAAAACUGAAAUUGCUCUAUGGCCAUAUUUAUUCUCGAGUGCAGGCAAGCCGAAAGAACUAUUCCAACAAUGCAUGGCCGCAAAACAGCUCCAAACUGCUGCGAGUUAUUUGAUAAUAUUGCAAAACUUGGAGCCAUCAGCGGUAAGCAGACAAUAUGCAACAUUGCUACUUGAUACGGCUUUGGAACAAAGGAACUGGUCGCUGGCGAGAGAUUUGGUGCGUUUUCUCCGCGCGAUCGAUCCCAAUGAUGUGGAGUCACCCCGCUCUUCAUACGUGUUUGGAAAUAAAUUUGGCAUGAAUGCAACUGGGCCGUCUGUGUCGCCAAAUGCCGAAGAUCUGAGUCUCAUAUUGGGAAGCAGUAUGACGAGGGGUAGAAGUUUUUCCACAACAGCGAAUCCCAAAUCGAAUGAAACAUUCAACAAUGCAACCAUUAUCAAUAAGGACAAAAAUAUUAUUUUCAACAAUUCAAAUAGUAACAACAAUGUAGAUACCACCGUAGUACAAAAAAGAAAGAAAAGUGUGCCAAAUACUCCUAAGGAAAGGGAUUCAUCAAGUGCGGAGGAUUUUUUCAUCGAUGUAAUUCUGCAGCGGCAUGCAAGACGGUUUUUGCAACUAAAGAAACUGGAAGACUUGGGUCGCAUGAGUGCCACAUUGGAUUUCCACCUAGUUGGAUAUCUAUCGCGGGAAAAAGACCGUGCAGCAAGAAUCGAAGACUUUGUGACAGCACUGAAAACCUUGCAUGACGAACUAGACUGGCCGAAACCUUGUCUAGAUCUUAGCUUGAUCCAGAAUGGUCCAAGUCUUCACCAACCAGAGUCUCCGGCAUCGAAUGUGUCCAAUAAAUCUGCCUUUGAUAUUGCCCAACGAACGGAAGAUUCUGGAUACAAUAGUUUGUCCAUCAACAGACUGACAGAUGGAGGAAUGAAUGAUAGAGGAGAUGACUCAAAAACCUUAAUCGAUCCAUUGAUAGCAAUGACGAUUGCAAAACUAGAAGGUAGCAAUGAUGGAAAGGAGCUUUCUUUCAUCGACACUAAAGAAGCCAACUUAUCGCCAAUGAACGACAAUGUCAGCGUACGAUCAGAUCAUGUCGUGGCAAAUUGGUCAGAUGAUGGCUGUAAUUCCCUAAAUCUAGAAAUCGAAGAUAGCUUCAACAGAGCGAUGGAGAACAUAUCUAAGAACAAUGGCAACUCCAAGAGAGAACAACAUAAGUUGGAGAUCAAAAUGCGAUAUUUGUUACAGAUCUUUACGGAAGCCAAUUGUUAUGAGUUUUCAUUGCUGUUGUCGGUCCUCUUAUUAGAUGUUGCAUCGGUUUGUCGCAUAACGAACGCUGCGAUACGAUCAAAAUCUCUUGUGGUUUGUCGCCAAUUAAGAAACGGGCUCAAAGAUAUGACGAGAUGGAGCUUUAAUGAAUGUCUGGGUUAUCGCCCAUUUAUGAUAGCGUUGCAACCUCAACUGGCUGUGCUGGACAAAUUUGUGAUUCAACAAGAAGCAAUUCCUUCACUUACUGCUACAACCAAUACUAGUGUGCAAUAUAAGCUCCCGUUAGGAGCGAUCCCAUCGGACUUGGGUGUCAUUCCAGAAACUGGGACAGGAUCGGUGCAUUCCGGUAAUACUGAGAAUAAUUCCCGCAGCAGACAUCCGAAUGCUGCAAUGGACAAGGUGGACGGAAGAUCGCGUCAUCUGUUAGACAAGAAAAGCAACAGUGUGCUAGAGAUCAGCUACAAUAAAAGAGAUCGUUUGCCAAGCGUUGGAAGUGGCGAAAAUAAUACUAGUUCGAGUAACUCUAGUGCUAACAUUCCUAGACAUGCUGGGAAUUUCGUUAGAUCAGUUUCUGAUUUGGAGGUGGAAAAUAUUCGUAAAAUGGCAUCAGGAAAAAGCGGCGACCGUGGUUCUGUAGCAUCGAUGCCAAUUACAGAAGAACCUGAACGAGCUUCCGGCUGUGUACUGAUGUAAUCGAAAAUAAUUCUAUUGAGUUUAGUUGCAAUUGUAUUUAUUAAAAUGUUUUAACCUAAGAGGAUAGCUCACUGUUUACAAUUCCACUCACAACUUGUACUCAUAUUUAACUAGAAUAAUUACACAAAAUCUAUUAAUACACUUA
Aedes aegypti (yellow fever mosquito) is the source of this 5142-nucleotide messenger RNA. It is a transcript of the gene Rich, whose product is annotated as guanine nucleotide exchange factor subunit Rich. Gene Ontology annotation, biological process: intracellular protein transport; retrograde transport, endosome to Golgi. The transcript has 12 exons. Lineage: Eukaryota; Metazoa; Arthropoda; Insecta; Diptera; Culicidae. The coding region runs from base 267 to 4997 and encodes 1576 amino acids. The record is from RefSeq and is a predicted model, not a curated record. Gene Ontology annotation, molecular function: protein binding. Gene Ontology annotation, cellular component: Golgi membrane; cytosol; Ric1-Rgp1 guanyl-nucleotide exchange factor complex.